UCUCCUUGUCUUCAUUUUUCUUUUCUUUUCACACAAAGCUUCAAAAAAUGGAAUAUGUGCUUUUAUUGUUACUAUUAUUUGUAAAUUAAAAUUUUAUUUUUAUUUAUUUAUAUAUAUAUAUAUAUAUAUAUGUAUGUAUUUUGUAUGGAGGAAGAGAAGAAGGAAGAAGUUUUGGGAAAUAAUAGAGAUCAGAAUUCGAUGGGAAAUCCUGGAUUGUUAUUCUCCGAUGCGAUUAUUCCCAAUAAUCAUAAUAAUAAUUUGUUCGAUUUUCCAUUAAUCGACUCCAUUGAUUCUUCUUUCAAGCCUUCCACUUUCUUGGAUUUGUUAGCUACUCAAGAUUAUACCCCUUCUUUGUUCGAUCUUUUCUCUCCUCCGCCUCCGCCGCCGCAACCCCCGCUUCCUCCGCCAUCCUCCGCCGUACCGGAGUCUUCUGAAGUUCUUAAUACACCUCCCACUCCUAACUCCUCCUCCGUCUCUUGCUCCUCCACCGAACGUGCUUUCGACAACGAUGACGUGGAUCGGGAUAAGUCCCCUUUCAACAAACAAUUGAAAGCAAAAAAGAAGAACCAAAAAAAAGGAAGAGAACCAAGAUUUGCGUUCAUGACAAAAAGCGAAGUGGAUCACUUAGACGACGGUUACAGAUGGCGAAAAUACGGUCAAAAAGCCGUUAAAAACAGCCCUUACCCAAGAAGUUAUUACCGUUGCACCACCGCCGGCUGCGGCGUCAAAAAACGAGUCGAACGAUCUUCCGACGACCCUUCCAUCGUCGUCACCACUUACGAAGGCCAACACACUCAUCAAAGUCCAAUCAUGCCACGUGGAGCUUUAUCCUCCACCGCCUACACCGCCUCCCCACAACAACACCAACAACAACCGCCGCUUGUUUUCUCAUCACAGCCGCAACAAUUAUACCGCAACCAAUUUACGUACGCUCCGGCGCCGCCCGUGGACGUUGUCACGUGCGGCGGAGGGUUCGGUCACGUGUUUCACAGUUUUGGAGAAGAACGACGACGCAUCGAUGAUAGAACUACACCUGAUUCUUUCCAAGACCAUGGCCUUCUUCAAGAUAUGAUCGUACCGUUCCCAGAAGAAGAAAAAAAAAGUUAAUUGAUUAAUUAAUUUUGAUUUCUUUUUUUAAUUUUUUUCCACGGUACGUCGUCGUAUUUCUCUAACAAAAAUUAUGGGAUUAUCACCAUUAAUCAAAAUCAUCUUCACUAAUCACACAAUCCCCAUCACUGUAUAAUAUUAUAUAAUUAAUUAGUUUUUUCUUUUCUCUUUUCUUUCAAUUUUCCUCCAUUCAUAUGGAGGUGAUGUUCUGAUCACCAGUUUGGGGUUUUGGAUUUGAAUUUUUCUUUCUUUCUUUUUUU
Cucumis melo (muskmelon) is the source of this 1367-nucleotide messenger RNA. RefSeq names its product probable WRKY transcription factor 48. The record is from RefSeq and is a predicted model, not a curated record. The coding region runs from base 130 to 1107 and encodes 325 amino acids. Gene Ontology annotation, biological process: regulation of DNA-templated transcription. Gene Ontology annotation, molecular function: DNA-binding transcription factor activity; sequence-specific DNA binding. The transcript has 2 exons. NCBI's taxonomy places the organism in Eukaryota, Viridiplantae, Streptophyta, Magnoliopsida, Cucurbitales, Cucurbitaceae.